AACCAGAAGUGAUAUUAAUUGCUCAGACUUGAACUUAAAGAUGAAAUCUUGCAUAUUGACUUUCCUAAUGAUUGUGGUUUUCUUCAAAUAUUCCCAAGGACAUGGAUUGUGUGCAUUUCCGUGUUCAUUCCAAGGAAGAGUCUUCAAGUUCCCUGCUUUGAACAAUGAUGACGAUAUAUUAGAUUACUCAGGAUCCGAUCCGACAUCAUAUUCAGCAAAUGUUUUCGGAGAAACAUACACAGGGUAUUGUUAUGCAAGAUCAGGGCCAUUUAUUGCAUUGCGUCGACAAAUAAAUGGAACAGCUACUUACCUGUGCAUUAAAGAUACCCUGUUCAACAAAGAUCACGAUUUUGUGGUGUAUUAUAGAAUGUCAUGGGUUCAUUUUCCUGGAAAUCCUACAAUAUGUGAUAUUUGCCAUGGGAAAGGGUACUGGCCAGCUUUAGUGUUGAAAGACCUCAAAGUUGAAUGUGGAAUUGACUUAGAUUGCAACAUUCCCCAAGUGUGUCCAGUGACAGACCCAGAUCAUCAAAUACCAUGUGACAGUUGUACGUCCUCUGAAUCAAAAGAUGAAGGCAUCUGCUGCCCAGACAAAUAA
Molecule: messenger RNA, 595 nt
Organism: Mytilus trossulus (common blue mussel)
Lineage: Eukaryota; Metazoa; Mollusca; Bivalvia; Mytilida; Mytilidae
Exons: 7
Coding region: 41-595 (184 amino acids)
Source: RefSeq, a predicted model, not a curated record